Arachis stenosperma is the source of this 1696-nucleotide messenger RNA. Its product is annotated as calcium uptake protein, mitochondrial. NCBI's taxonomy places the organism in Eukaryota, Viridiplantae, Streptophyta, Magnoliopsida, Fabales, Fabaceae. The coding region runs from base 153 to 1679 and encodes 508 amino acids. The record is from RefSeq and is a predicted model, not a curated record. Gene Ontology annotation, cellular component: uniplex complex. Gene Ontology annotation, molecular function: calcium ion binding. The transcript has 7 exons. Gene Ontology annotation, biological process: calcium import into the mitochondrion; mitochondrial calcium ion homeostasis.
AGAAGGAAUGGUCAUUUUAUACUUCGUAAAAGAAAAAGAAAAAGAAAAAGGAAAAUUUUCCAUUGCUGGCUUUCGCUACUCUCAGGUCUCAGCUGGUUUGGUCAUUUCUUGUGUCAUUUUUCUCUCCGUCACUCAGCACACCAUAACUUUCCAUGUCGUCCUUCUUCACUCUCAGAAAAUCCUCACCGUUAAUCUACCGUUUCCCAAUCCAACGGUCCUUCAAGAUCCGCAACUCUUCAACAACCUCACCAUCAUCCUCCUCCUCCUCCCCUUCGGCACCGUCUCUCCUGAAUCGUAGUAGCAGUAGCACCAACCCGCACUACACUCCUCCGCGGGGCUCCGGUCUCGGUCCUAAUUGGGCUUGGGCCCUUGCCGCGGGCUCAGGCCUUGGGGUUCUCCUGCAUUACCUCGCUAAGCCCAAUUCCCAAUUCGACUCUCCGUUCUUAUCGAAAUUACUGCCUUUUGUUGACUCGUGGUCAACUCCUCCUGGCAACGAAGUUGAGUCUGACCGUCGGUCCACACCGUCGUUGUUUAGAAAACUGUCCCUUCCAGAAAGUUCUAGUUUCUUCCUUUUUGGAGAUGCGUACAGAAGAAAGGUGUUUUUCAACUAUGAGAAGCGGAUACGGUUGCGAAGCCCACCCGAAAAGGUUUUUGAAUACUUUGCUUCUUAUCGUACCCCAGAAGGAGAACUACUUAUGAAACCAGCAGAUCUAAUGCGAGCAGUGGUUCCUGUUUUCCCCCCAUCUGAAUCCCAUCUUGUAAGAGAUGGGUACCUGAAAGGAGAAAGAAGUCCCGGUCAUUUACGGUGUGCUCCUUCGGAAUUUUUUAUGCUUUUUGAUGUAAAUGGUGAUGGGCUUAUAUCUUUCAAAGAGUAUAUCUUUUUUGUAACACUACUCAGCAUUCCAGAGUCAAGCUUUUCUAUAGCAUUUAAAAUGUUUGAUGUGGACAAUAAUGGGGAGAUAAACAAGGAAGAAUUCAAAAAAGUGAUGGCAUUGAUGCGAUCUCAUCAUCGACAAGGUGUUCAGCACAGAGAUGGAUUGCGAAUUGGCCUAAAGGUGAUUGAUUCUGUGGAAAAUGGAGGGAUGUUGGAGUAUUUCUUUGGUAAAGAUGGAAAUGAAUGUCUCCAGCAUGACAAAUUCGUACAGUUUUUGAGAGAUUUACAUGAGGAAAUUGUGAGGCUGGAGUUUUCUCAUUAUGACUACAAAUCUCAAAAAACCAUAUCAGCCAAGGAUUUUGGACUCUCCAUGGUUGCUUCUGCUGACAUAAGUCAUCUAGACAAGUUGCUUGACCGGGUUGAUCAGUUGGACAAUGAUCAACGUCUCAAGAAUGUACGCAUCACAUUUGAAGAGUUUAAAAACUUUGCAGAGCUAUGCAAAAAAUUGUUACCAUUUUCAUUGGCGCUUUUCAGUUGUGGAAAAGUAAAUGGUCUAUUAACCAGAGAUGAUUUUCAGCGAGCUGCAUCACAAGUAUGUGGCAUAUCUCUCUCUGACAACGUAGUUGACAUUGUUUUCCAUUUGUUUGAUGCAAAUUGGGACAGAAACCUAAGCGCAGAUGAGUUUGUGAGAGUGUUACACAAGCGAGAAAGGGACAUUGUACAGCCUGUGGAGGCAGGAAUCUUUGGUUUCUUGUCUUGUUGCUGGAACUGUACGGAUAAUCUAUCACGCUUUCGGUUGUUUUAGAUAAUCUGAGUUUGCGG